ACCAGGAGGUAACGAGAUUGGAGGUAGGUCCAUCUGAGAUCCCACGAUUGAUAAUGAUGCCAGUAAUCACCGUCCAAUACGUGCGAGCAGAGUGUCCCCGAGUUGGAGAAAUAGGGAGACUGAACUUCUAAGUUCUGUACGGUAAGACCCAGCCGUAACCCUUAGCCAAGAGCUUGGUAUAAUGACUAGGUUCCAUUCAGUGAUCGUAGAUCCAAUUAUCGUGCCACGUACUAAUAGCACGUACUUCAUGAAAUCGACCCUUCACCCUUCCUGUAAUCCGUUCUACCCCGAUUUGAAAUUUUUUGUUCCAUUUAGUGACUCAGUAGCACUUGUGUCUGGGUAGUUCAUGAUUUCCCUGAUUCCUCCAGCGUCCAGCAGUUCUUAUUUCUACCUCUGAUACUAUGGCUUUGAAUACCAACGAAAUGCCAAUCGAAGUUGAGCCUAUAGAAGAACAAGCAAGAGAGACACCUGGAAUCUCUUCCGCAGGUGCAUCGAGUAGAACGCUUCACGAUGCCACUACAGGUCGUCGCCAAAUUCAUUCGUUCAUUCGUGAGCUUGGGGCUGGCAUCAUACUAGACGCCCGCGCUCGCAUUCCUUGGUAUUUGAGUGACUGGACAGAUGCAUGGAAUUACCGAGUCGUACCCGCGACCGCCCUCAUUUUCUUUGCAAAUGUUUUGCCUGGAAUAGCAUUUUCGCUAGACCUAAUAGAAACAACCCAGCAAUACGGAGUUGCCGAGGUCCUCAUAUCUUCCUUCAUGGCAGCAUUUGUGUUUUCCGUAUUCGGAGCACAGCCGCUUACAAUCGCGGGCGUCACUGGGCCGAUUACCGUCUUUAACAAGACGAUAUAUGAUAUCAUCAUCAAACAGCCUAAUGCACCGAAUUAUCUGCAUUUUAUGGGUUGGGUUUACUUCUGGGCUGCAAUCAUCCACUGGAUAACAGGCCAUCUUGAACUAAAAUGUCGCUCAGUUGAUCUCGGCUCUCAAGGGUGUAAUUUCCUGAAAUAUGUCACACUUUUCUCUUGUGACACGUUCGGCUUCUACGUCUCCUGGGUGUACCUCCAAUACGGAGUUCAAGUGAUUACUCGACAGUUCAGUGGGGACUUCGAAGGUGCUUUGGUGGGCAUCAUCCUCGCCCUCUUGAUGCUUGUCACAUCAUUCUUGUUCCAACGCCUUUCGGAGACUACGUUGUUCCACCGUCAUAUCCGUCGCUUCUUCUCGGAUUAUGGAAUGCCCAUCUCCCUCGUUGCAGCAUCAAGCAUGGCAUACUGGGGUCGCUUUAACGCUUCUAAUCCUACUACGCUACCAGUAGGCAGUGCGUUCCAGGCUGCGAAUGGAAGAGCAUGGCUCGUCAAAUUUUGGGAGCUAGAUGGAAAAUGGGUUGGUUUCGCACUUCCUUUUGGCAUCAUUCUUUGGAUCCUGUUUUUCUUUGAUCACAACGUUUCGUCUCUGAUGGCUCAGGGUUCACAGUUUCCUUUGCGGAAGCCACCCGGUUUCCACUACGAUUUCUUCCUUCUCGGUAUUACAACAUUCAUAGCGGGACUCAUUGGGUUGCCUGCGCCCAACGGACUUAUACCCCAAGCACCUAUUCAUACCGCCUCGUUGCUCGUUAUGGGAAAACAAACCCAGAAAGAUUUAGAUGAAGAACAGAUCAUCAGAUCAUCCCCGCAAUCCGGCAAUGAUUCCAACGGAGUAGUUACAAAAACGGAAAAAUCAUUUGACUCUUCCAUCAGCCGGCGAGAAGUCCCUAUCGCCGUCGUUGAACAACGGGUCUCCAAUCUCGCACAAGGUGCACUAUGCCUUGUGUUACUCACCGGUCCGUUCCUGCAUAUCCUGGGUCUCGUCCCAAGAGGCGUACUGGCUGGCCUAUUCUGGUUCAUGGGUGCGGAUGCGCUCAAGGGCAACGGAAUCACGAUCAAGCUCAUGUACCUUAUACGCGACAAGACCCUCGCCUCGCCUGAUGAUCCACUGCACAAAGUCAGGAAAUCACGACUAUCAAUGUUCGUGGCUGUCCAACUUGUGGGCUUCGGAGCGACGUUCGUGGUCACUCAGUCCAUUGCUGCUAUCAGUUUUCCGGUCAUAAUCUUGCUUCUUGUUCCUCUUCGAACCUACGUAAUUCCAAGACUCCCCUUCACGCAGGAGGAACUUUCGAUCCUCGAUGGUCCCACUGCUUCUCCAUUUACGAUGGAAUCUGUUGGCGGAUCUCUAUAAAUGACUUGACUAUGAUUCUCUGACCCUGUCCAUUGCUCUCGUGUUUGAUUCUGAAGUGCUGUGCUGUUAUUCACCAAAUUCUCGUGUAUUGCAAUCGUGAGGGUAUUGCCCAACGUAUAUUGACAGCACACACAAUGUGCGUUCGUUGUAUUGUCUACAUCUAUGUAUAAAAUAUGUCCGUUGGCUCUCACUUCAUAUCAGUUAGGGUAUUAGACGCAUGGAGGAAUGAAAGCCAACUGGCGGGGGCACGAGUGGGUAGUGCAGUGGUACCUGCAAGAGGAUCUAGGGGGGAGAGUGCGCACGCAUACUCCAGCAGGUUGCUUACAUUCUCGGAGCUGU
This is a messenger RNA of Suillus paluster, 2546 nucleotides long. Its product is annotated as HCO3 transporter family-domain-containing protein. Gene Ontology annotation, cellular component: fungal-type vacuole; plasma membrane. The record is from RefSeq and is a predicted model, not a curated record. The transcript has 8 exons. Bases 402 to 2207 code for a protein of 601 amino acids. Gene Ontology annotation, biological process: monoatomic ion homeostasis; transmembrane transport; monoatomic anion transport. Gene Ontology annotation, molecular function: solute:inorganic anion antiporter activity; borate efflux transmembrane transporter activity. Lineage: Eukaryota; Fungi; Basidiomycota; Agaricomycetes; Boletales; Suillaceae.